Anopheles arabiensis is the source of this 7823-nucleotide messenger RNA. RefSeq lists its product as uncharacterized. Gene Ontology annotation, molecular function: transcription coactivator activity. The transcript has 8 exons. The record is from RefSeq and is a predicted model, not a curated record. NCBI's taxonomy places the organism in Eukaryota, Metazoa, Arthropoda, Insecta, Diptera, Culicidae. Bases 307 to 7578 code for a protein of 2423 amino acids. Gene Ontology annotation, cellular component: mediator complex. Gene Ontology annotation, biological process: regulation of transcription by RNA polymerase II.
ACACACACGCAGAAAAAAUACACAAAAUCUCUUCAGUCUGGAGAAAACAAAACGCCUGUCUGCAGUGAAAUGCUCUAAAUUAUUACAUUUUGCAUAAGUUAACUCUCGUAAAUCAUUGAAAAUUUGUCACUGUAUCGUUUGCUUCAGUGUUUUACUGCAGCAUUGUGUGCUUUUAACCCCCAACACAUCUAGGUGCAACGUGUCGUGCGGUGCAUUCGUCUGGCCGCUCCUAACAUGUCCUCCUGGAGUGCACUGACAGAGUGAAAAUUGUUGCCACAGCACAGCGACUGAACUUCCUGCGCGAAAAUGGCACCGGGCUCGAGCAACAAUCAGAACAACAACCGGCAGACGGGCACGAAACCGAAAUCGAAAGCGUCGAAGAAGAAUGCGGUCCCGCAGGAAAUCGUCGCCCCGACCCGGAGAGACCAGCUCCAGCAGCAGCUGAAUGUACUCGUCGACUGGGCGACCGUCUCCGGCGCAUCGUCGGUGGUGCAGAACAACAAUACGCAACAACAGCCACAACAGCAGCACUUCAGUGGCGCCCAGCACCCGCCGACAAGCGGCCAGCAGCAGCAGCAGCAGCAGCAAUCCCAGGGACAGAACGUUCUGCUGAAACCGCGCAACAAUCGGACACCAGGCGAGGGCACCUGUUACGAAAUCGAUAAUCUGUCGCUGCAAGAUAACAGCCGCUACAUACCGGUGCGCCCGAUCGUGCGGCGCAAUCUGCUGAACGAAAGUGCCAGCGGCGAACAGAACGAACCGCACAAUACGGCAGUCGGUGUGGUGAUUCCAACGACUCCCAACUCGGCGCUACAGCAAACCUUCCGCCUGAACGAGGGUGCCUCAGCGAGUGGUAGCGGUGGCCCGAUCGGUUCCACACACAGCGUCAACAAUCUUCUGCACAGUGGCGCAUCGGCUGGACAUUCCGCUUCCGGUGGCGCUUCCAGUACGGGCGUCAUACCGAAGCAGCAGCACAUCCUAAAUCCACUUCUACUGCUUCAACAACAGCAACAGCAGCAGCUACAUCAGCAGCAGCAACAAGCCGGACAGACACGCUCCACUUCUUCGCCGCUAAGCUAUCGCGUACCGGAUGGUGCCUCUCAGAAUCAGCUGAACUUGAACAAAAAUUCUAACCAUCACCAGCAGCAGCAGCAGCAGCAGCAUCAACAGCAGUAUAAUCAACCGCACCUAGCGACUGCAGCCGUGCCAUCGACUUCUUCCGGAUCGCGCUACGGGUCCGCCACCUUGCCAUUCAACACUGCCGGUGCUACGGUCGAGGAGACGCUAAAUCAGAUCCAGGAGUACAUCAAGCUUACCACCAAUUUGAUCUCAUCGGUGCAGAUUGAUAACGUGAGUGGCGUUGGCCGGCGGCAGCAGAGACAGAGAAGUAUGGGAGACGAGAGUUGUUACUUUGUGCCGAUUAACUCCGCCACACUGGAGGACGUGCAGCACUCCGAUACGGAGCUGAACGGUGGUCCUCGGCCCCAAUCGGUGCAAAGCAUCAGCACGAAUCAAUCGACAACGCCCGUGCCACCGUCCGCGUCCUGCGACGAGUUGCGCUACCGCAUGGAGACGCAGUCGAAAAACAUGCAGGCGUUGAAGGAGCAGCAGGCACACCUGCUUCGCCUGCAGCAAGCGGCCCGGCAGCAGCUGCAAGAGAUGGAAUCGAUUCGCCAUAUGCAUUCAGCUAGCGUAGCGCCACCGAUCGAAUCGUUCCAAACGGUCGAGCAGGUGCAGGACGGCAUCGGCAGCAUCAUGGAGCGGAUGCGCGUCCUCUCCACCUUUAUACAGAACCAGCAGGAGCUGAGCAACAUGCUCGGACCCGAGCACGAUGCGGACGUGAUGGCGGACCAGGUGAUACUGCAGCAAAAGUUUGCCGAACUGCGCGAUAAAAAGAGCCAGAUGCACAAUCUCGUGUCGGAGCUGCAGAAUCUGAACAUGGACGCAAACCGGCAGUUUGACGGUGAGGCUGCCGCUGUGCCCGCGGAACCACGGAACGUGCCGAUCGAGCUGACGCACGCUCCGGCCCCGGCGUCCGACGCAAGGAAUGCUACGAAAAUCUUCCUCAACGGAGGCGGCAGCACGAUGGAAGGUACGAGCGGUGGAUUGAACCCGGUGGCCACUGUCGAGGGCAUGUCCGUGCCAGCGCACCGGCAGCUGGGUGAAGAGCAACGGGCCAACGGGCAUAUGGCGUCGUCCGCUGCGGUGGACGAGGAAGACGACGAAGGACAGCUGAACGAAGAGGAAGCUUCGGUGUUGAACGGCACAGCCGACAUGUUGAGCGAAAAGAUCAAUGAAAUCAACGCGAUGAAGUCGCAGCUGCGGCGAUUGAAGGAGAUGAUGGACACGGUGAAGCUGAUCGAGAUGAAAACGGGCCACGAGUCGAUCGACGAGGAAGAGGAGGACGAAGAGGAUGCACCCGAGGACGAGGAAGAGGGCGAUGAUGAGGAAGAGGAGGGAGCUACGGCGAUUGCAAUGCAGCAACAGCAACAACAGCCACCUCACGCACGUUCUAGCAGAAGUCGUUCCCGUUCGAUGAGCUCGGCGCCGAUAACGCUGCUGCCGGACGGUACCACCAUCCCGAACGAGGCGGACGGCAGUGAGCUGUCCAACCAGGAGCGCGAGCAGCUAAACAAACGCGUCGAAGCGCUGCAUGCGAUGACGCAGGAUUUGCGCGAGCAGGCGAAAUCGAUCGCGGCCGAGCGCGAUCGCCUGAAGCACGCCCGGAACGAUCUGCACAAGCGCCGGAACAAUGUGAUGGAGCUGCAGCAGCAGGCCCAGCAUCAGUCGACCGAGAAGCUGACGAACCACGUCGCCUCGUUCGUGUCGCUGGCCGGGCCGAGCGGCCGUGUGCCGGCCGGCCCGAAGGAACGCCAGCAGAUGGAGCUGAAGGCCGAGCUGGAGCAGAAGAGGCGCGAGCUGGAGCGGAUCGAAAAGAUGACGCAGAGCAUCAAGAAAAACACGGAACUGUCGCGCUCGGCCGCAACGGAAGGCGUUGGUGCGCAUGAGCCGACCACUUCGGCCCACGACCCGAAACCGGCCGGCCCAUCGUCGGUGGUUUCGUCCUCGGUGGAGUCGUGCAGUGGUGGUGCGGGAUCGCAUCACCGCGGCACACCGUCCACGCACACGACCAUUCCGCCCGCACCGGCACCGUCGGCCAUUAGCGGCUCGCUGCAGAACAAUACGGCCGGCAGCAAUGCGACGAACGAUUCGAAAACCAACUCCGCCGACUCGGGCGUGACGUCGGAUAUCUUCGCUCACGCGCAGCUCGAGUCGGCCAGCUACCAGUCGAGCAGUACGCGCAGCUUCCCGCCGCCCAUGCCGGACAUUUGCAACCGCAAUGCCGCGGCGGAUCGGUAUCGAAUGAAGCGCAGCGAGCUGGAUGCGGACGGUGCGCCUGUUGGUGGUAGUGGUGGUGGUGCCGCCGGAACACGAGAUCAUCGUGGCUCUUCACCGUGGCCAGUGUUUGGGACGAGUGGCGGGGCGGGCGGAUUGUCCAGCUCGAACACGGGCCCCCACAGUCCCCAUUACGGGCAUCCGUACGGGCCGGGAAUGCACGACCUUUCGCACCAUGCGCCCGGCGCUGGGUACGUUGGGGUAGGUGUCGGUGCGUACGGCAGCAGCUGGAGCACGGGAGGCGGUCCGUACGGGGUAGCGGCCAACUUGCUGCCUCCUCACGCCGCCACCCCGAACACACCGCCCGAUCCGAUCGUCUUUCAGCACAUCAUGCAGACGCAGCAGAUGCUGAUGAACUCGAUCACGCAGUGCAAUCAGCUGCUGUGGAUUCAGCAGCGUGAAAUCAACAAUCUCAACAAUGCGGUCUUGUUGCUCCAGGAGCGCAUUCUCGGCACCAACAGCAGCAUGCUGCUGCACGAAACCCACGGCCCACCGAUGGCGGCCACGUUGAUUCGGGCCGAGUCGACGCCACCGAACAACAGCUCGUUGAACGCGUCGAAUGCGGCGGCCACCACGGCAAGCAGCAUGUACACGCGGGCCCGCUCCGAACAGCCGAUGAUGUCCCACCAGCAAUCCUCUCCCUACCAUCACCCCCAUGCCCUUCACCAUCCCACACCAUCCUCCAUGCUGCAGAGCAUGCCACCCUUCACCCAGCAGCCGCCCUACAGUCCGCACGCUGCCAUGCCGCCCAAUCACGCCAUGAUGUCCCCACAGCCGCUGGUGCCCAACGCCUCGCAAUGCUUGCCGCGUAACAAUACUAACCCCCUUGCCGGACAGGCCGGACUGCCACCGAGCGGUGCCAGUGCGGGACGGUUGCGCUCCAGUGUACGUCCGCUUAACAUUAACACGCUUAACAACGCGCUGUACGAUGAACAGUCCGGCGGUGGUGGUGGAGGCGUUGCUGCCAGCACGGAUGUCGGGCUGGCGAACGAGUACGGCAACACCGGAUCGGUCGCACCGAACAUGAUAAACAAUCUGUGCAGCAGCAGCUCGCAGCCGGCUACACCGACCCCGGCCAUGGGCCAGCAGCAGCAGCAGCAGCAGCCUCACCACCAUCAGCCGCACUCGUCGUCGUCGUUGCGCUUCGGGCAAAACUACAACAAUCUCAACAACACCGUUAACAACAACCUGUCCAACGCAAACAUGCAGAACAAUCACAAUCUGUACAGCCAGCAACAGCAACAGCAGCCAGAGUCCUCCUCCCAGCAGCAAACGCAAGCCCUCAACAACCAGGUGCUGCCGGGUGUGAGGGCCAAUAACUAUUGGGAUAACUUCCGAAGCUACUCAAGACAAAAUCUUCUAUCGAGCAACAGCUGCAAAAGCAAUGAGGAAUCAUGCUCCCAAAGUGGCAGUGCUGGUGGCGGUGGUAGUGGUGGUGGUGGUGGCGGCGGUGGCAGUAGUGCUGUUGUCGGAGCAGGAGCAGGCAAUGGGAUUGGAUGUGCCGGGUCCGGAACUGUCAGUGGAGGAGGAGGAGGAGCUGGAUUCAGUGGCGGCAGUGCUGGCGGUGGAACGGGUUGCAAUACGAUCAACAAUCAGCUGCAGCGCAACAACAGCAAUGCGUCGAACCAGUACAUGAACAACCAGAGCAACAAGUACCAGCAGUCGCUCAACAUCACGCGCAACAACUCGCUGAGCAAUGCGAACCAGGCGAACAGUGCCGGUUUGUGCCAGGAGCUGGACUCGUCCAUGUCCCACGGAUACCAUCCGAAUCAGGACGGCUCGAUUACCGAUGACUGUGCAGGGCAAAUGGUUGACCAUCAUCAUCAGCAGCAGCAGCAGCAGGUGGUGCAGCAACAAGCUCCACUGCCGAAUGUCGGCGGCCAGCCGAUGCACGGAGCAAGAGCUGCGCAGCAAACGUUCCCGUCACAGCAACCGAUCCUACCCGGGCGUCAGCAGCAUCGCGGCCAGCCAGUGGGAACGGUUCAAGCGCAGCAUCCGUACGGUCACACACACCAACCGAGCGUACAGCCUCAGUCGGUCCAGUCGCAACAUUCAUCGUCUGCUUUGCUGCAUCAGCCAUCUCCACAUCAGCAACAAAUUGCGCCCCAACAGCAGCAGCAGCAGCAGCAACCACACUCCCACCAUGCACCCCUGAACCAGUCCAAUUCGCUCGAUCUCGGCGAGCUGCAGUUUCACACGAACCCGAUCAAUCUGGGGCUGGCGAACAAAACGCACCCGAAAGCGAGCGGACACAAGAAGUAUCCGCUUUCGCUACGCUCCUGUCGGGAUGCGGGUGCCGGCGGGGAAGGCAGCAGCGGAUGCUACGUGUCCGGCGGUGGUGAUAUGAAUCUGGCGUCCACCUGCACCUAUCAGCAUGAUUCAAAGUCGACCUCGAAACUGUUCGAAGCGCUGAAGGAAAACGUUUACCAGGAGGUGAAGAAUCUCAUUACGGCCAACGAAUCGCGACCCCACUUUCUCAUCCAGCUAUUCCGGGAGCUGCAGCUCAUUUCAUCCGAUCCGCUGCGCCAGCGCACGCUGCAAUCGAUCCAGGAGCUGUACAAUCGCUACAUUGAGUCGACGCUGCAGGAGGAAAACCACGUGAACAAUGUGGGAAGCAACAAUUUGCUCGCCUCGUCCGGGUUGGCCAACAUGCCGGAAGGUGUAAAUGUUGGUGGGGAAAGCAUCAAUGCGGAGCAGCCGCGCAACACGCCACCACGGGAGCAAAGGAGCGAAGAGUCUACCGUUGAGCUGGAGGUGGUCCAAAACUAUACGAAUCUUCGUCAACAGCAGCAGCAGCAGCAGCAACAACAACAGCAGCAAUAUCAUUACAUUCCUGCUGCAGGAUCGGAUCAGGCGGGAGGAAACCUUCCGGCCACGUCCGCUGGUGAGGUACUAGCAGGCGGCUCCUUACCGAAUGCGCCCUCCACAUCGUCAAACUCACCGCCCGGGGCUGGCCGUCGCCUUUCCGCCGUUCGGCCGCUUAACCAGGAGCAGCUUGUCCCCUUGGCGGUGGCCAACUCGGAGAUCAUCAACAUCAUUAUGGGCGACAUUGUGUCCGUGAUCAACUCGGUCGAUUACAUCAACGAUUCGGUGCUGUUUAAGAUCGCGGGUGUCAUCUGCAACCAUGCGACCGGUGGAGCGUCGAUGGAUUACGGCCAACCCAGUGGCGACGCCGGCCAGCAACAUCACCAUCAUCAUCACCAUCAGCACCAUUACCAUCAUCACCAUGCGCGGACGGGACAGUCGCCGGCCGCAUCGUUGCUGGCCGCUGCCUCAUUCCUCUCCGCCCAAGGCGAUGAUCCACAAGCGGGUGGUGGUGACAUGAGCAGCGGUGCCGCCGGUGCUGGCAGUGCCGGUGGGGACGUGUUCAGUCGGGAGGACUUUUUGCGCCACCUGGAAAGCUGGAAUCGCACGGACAAGGACGAGUUUAUCUCCAAUUUGGAGAACUUUCUGAACAACAUUCUGCUCCGAUCGUCCGCCGUGGAGGGUGAGGAGGGGGACGAGGAGGAGGACGCAAUCACGGGCGUGCCACUGUCGGUGGGAGGUCAGCAAAGUGCGGCCUACGUGAACGAGGUACCGCCUGACGGUGCGAUCGGUUACGAGGGAGGCACCGCGGGCAAUUCAGCGGGCAGUGAUGUUGGGGGGAAUGGGAAUGGGAUUGUCCCGUUCAACGGGGAAGAGCAACGUCCGCUGGAAUCGGCCGUAGUGGUCAGCUCGAGCUCGUCCAACGUGGUGUACUCGUCGACGACGUACGAUCUGGCCGAAGCGGAUCAAGUGUGCGAUAUGGAAAAUCCAUCCGGCAACAGUAUGGCAGCGGGUGGCCCUAGCGGGGGAGCUUCCUCCGCUGCCAUCGAGCAUCCGACCGGUGGGACCAACUUUGACGAUCGCUGGACCGUUGUGGUGCAAAAGAAGCCGGCUACUUCGGCAGUGGAAGAACAGCAGGUUGGAGCGAACGGCCGCGAUGAGGGACGAACACAACCAAGGAUGGGUGGAAUGCAGCAGCAGCAGCAGCAGCAACAGACACACGGUGGCAUGAACGGUGGGCCUAGUAGUACUAAUGGAAACAUCCCACCCGGAGGGGGAGGAAACAAUGGCAACAACAUCAACAACAAUUGGCAGUCGGAAGAGGUUGCCGAUGAGCAUUUGGAACAGACCGAGGAACACCGUUCAUCCUACUAUUGAAAGAAUACUCCUAAAAAAUAAGCAUUAAAAACGGGAUUAGAUUGUAUGGAAUCGUGUUCCUGCUUGACUGUCGGUUUGCGUAACCGAGCAACAUCUCUCUGAAUGUGAUGAAGAAUACGGCUAAUAACCAUUACUCGUCAAUCGAACCGUGCAACGUGUAUUGCUACUACGGUCUAUAAUCCGAUUAGAAAAGAUUCAACUAAUUCGAAUCCUAAUAUAUGUAACACACAUCUACUAUCUCACAA